UGACUCGCGCCUGCCCAGUGCGCGUUGUCUCGGCUUUCUCCUUCACCGUGGACCCGCUGCUCCGACACUAGCCCGUCACACUCCGCGCGCUCCGCCCCACGAAUACAGUCAUGGCAGAGAAAGGAGCGGCGUGCAAGGUGCAGCCGGACGAGGCAGGAAAAGGCAAGCCGGCAGGGAACAAAGGUCACUGUGGGACGUGUCAGCACCGCGCCCCCAAGGGACAUGGCACGAUGGCCGUCCCUCCUUCAUACUCGGACCUGGGGAAAUCUGCCAAAGACAUCUUCAACAAGGGCUUUGGAUAUGGAGUUCUCAAGCUGGACGUUAAGACCAAGUCCCAGAGCGGCGUUGAGUUCGCCACCUCCGGCUCCAACAACACCGACACGGGGAAGUCCGGAGGCCACCUGGAGACCAAGUACAAAGUGAAGGAGCUGGGCCUCAGCUUCAACCAGAAGUGGAACACAGACAACACUCUGACCUCGGAGGUCACCAUGGAGGACCAGCUGGCUAAGGGCCUGAAGCUCGGUCUGGACGCGUCAUUCGUGCCCAACACCGGCAAGAAGAGUGCCAAGCUGAAGUCCGGCUACAAAUGCGACUUUGUAAAUGUGGGCUGCGACCUGGACUUCGACAUGGCCGGCCCCACCAUCCACGCUGCCGCCGUGCUGGGCUACGAGGGCUGGCUGGCGGGCUACCAGCUGGCCUUCGACACGGCCAAAUCCAAGAUGACCCAGAACAACUUCGCCCUCGGAUACAAGGCCGGCGACUUCCAGCUGCACAGCAACGUAAAUGAUGGCACAGAGUUCACCGGCUCCAUUUACCAGAAGGUGAGCGGCAGCUUGGAGACGGCGGUCCACCUGGCCUGGACGGCUGGCAGCAACAACACGCGCUUUGGGAUCGGAGCCAAAUACCAGCUGGAUAAGGACGCCUUCCUGUCUACCAAAGUCAACAACGCCUGCCUCGUUGGAGUUGGAUACACACAGACCCUCAGGCCAGGAGUGAAGCUCACCCUCUCCGGUCUGCUCGACGGGAAGAACGUGAACGGCGGAGGCCACAAAGUCGGCUUGGCUUUCGAACUGGAGGCGUAGAGGCAGAAGGAAAGCAACCACGACCACGUCAACACACACACACACACACUCACACUCUCUCUCACACACACACACACACACACACACACACAGGCCGUAUUAAAACACCAAGCCAAGACCUCCAGUCAUGUAGUUUUAAAAGAAUCAAGCAUUAUUUUUGUGACGGUUACUUUUAAAUUUGACAUCAUAGAUAUAAACAUAUAACAUAUAAACAUAUCACCAGAACACUACAAAAGGCGAGACUCACGCAUACAUUUUUUUUUAAACACUGCUAAUGACGAAGUGCACUUUCAUGGAGCAUUUGUGUCUUAAAACGUGUUUUUUCUUUCUUGAAUAAGAGUUGAAGCACCUUGUGUUCGUCCAGCUCUACUCUGAGUUAUAUACAUCAGAAUGAUUAUGAGAGGACGCUUGUUUGGGUGUAUUUUGGGUUUUGUUGCAUGCUUUUGAGGCUGGAGACGUUUUUUCUCUCCAACUUUUCAUUGUCACAUAACAGAUGCAAUAAAAAGCCGGAAGGAUCCUUCUCGGAUCGAGUGGGCCGACUUUGAUUCCACCGCUUGACCUCAGUAACGCAGUUUUAAAGAUUCGGCCUACAGUUGCCGAUAUAUCUAUUUGUCAGGUCCCUUUUCCCCCAAUUUGAGACCGUGUGCCCUCUUCGUCACGUCUGGCUUUCUGUCCUGAACCUUUUGACCGUUACCGCUUUGUUUCCCUUUAUCUGUGCCGUGUAUCGGGGAGUUAGUCAACAAGUAUGACCUUAAACUGAUUACUGAUCAGUAUGAUAUGAUUUAUUGAAUAAAGAAUGUCAAACACUA
Molecule: messenger RNA, 1891 nt
Organism: Pseudoliparis swirei
Lineage: Eukaryota; Metazoa; Chordata; Actinopteri; Perciformes; Liparidae
Gene: vdac3
Product: voltage-dependent anion channel 3
Exons: 10
Coding region: 111-1082 (323 amino acids)
Biological process (GO): monoatomic anion transmembrane transport
Cellular component (GO): mitochondrial outer membrane
Molecular function (GO): voltage-gated monoatomic anion channel activity
Source: RefSeq, a predicted model, not a curated record